UCGAGUAGACACCAUCCGUCGUAUCAUGGCAGAAUUCGAGACCCAGGGUAUACCAAUCAAGUUCCACUAUGUCGCUUCCGAGGAAAAUCCGGCAGACUGUGCCACUCGCGGUCUAGCCACGAAGGAAGCCGAAAACCACAUCUGAGUGCCUCCUCAAGAUGGAGAAGAAGUUGAAUGUGAGUACCAAAAUGUACAGACGGUCCAGGAAGAGUGGUACAAGGAGAUGCUUGCACUUCUCGACCAGUUCUGGGAAGUCUGGCACACCGACUACCUCUCUGCGUUGCGUGAACGACAGCAAGCCCGCGUACGUCAAGGCAAAUAUGUUACCUUAAUGCCGCAGACCGGGGACGUUGUUAUCGUAGCGGAGGAAAAACUUCCGAGAGGGUUAUGGCCGUAUGGCCUUAUUCAAAAAGUACAUCAGGGUAGCGAUCACCAGCUGUAUCCGUUAGAAAUCCGCGCCGCCACUACUUCGCUGAAGCCUAAAAUUCCAUCCAUAACACCGCUUCCGCAGCGAAAACAGCCAUCAAGGGCGGCCAAAAGCGCACACAAGUUCAUCCGUAAUCAGUAA
This is a messenger RNA of Haemonchus placei, 568 nucleotides long. The record is from the annotation of a GenBank genome assembly. NCBI's taxonomy places the organism in Eukaryota, Metazoa, Nematoda, Chromadorea, Rhabditida, Trichostrongylidae.